UGAAAACAGAGACCAAAGAAAACCUGAGAUAAAGUGAGAAAAUAUCUGUAGGAGAUGGAGGGUCGAACCAGGGACCGAUUUAAAUCUCUGCCAGAUGGAGAGGUCCUACCUCCAUAUUUCCUCACCCCACAAUCUGCUCCAGGAGGAAUUCAUUUAAAGAAAGUGGUGUUUCUUGGAUAUACUGACAUGGCUGCUGCUGGAAGUCGAGCAUUGUUUGGCCUGAGUAUGGGUAAGGAGUAUGAGACGGUAGAGAUCCAUGGUCUGGAAUCUGUGGAAAUCGUUUGUAGGAGGGCAGAGCCUGAGGAGGCAACAGAGAGGAAAUUAGAGGCUAUCCAAAUCCUCCAUUGUAAAUAUGAGGAGUUCACUUUGUUGGUUUUCAACUGCUUGAUCCCUGCCUCUGUUUGCCAUCAUGUAGCAGACAAGAUUCUAAAUCUCUGUGUGGAAAGUAAUGUGGAAAAAUUGGUAAUUUUGACAACACAGAAAAUCUUACAACUUGACGAAUUUGAUGAUGAAGUGAUGCCUAUUUAUGAAAAUACCUACAAUACUGAUCCAGUGACAAAACACCUGCCAUUCCCAAAGGAUACAAAAAUUAUGGAUCCAUUUUUGUCCUCAUUAAUCCAGAUGAUUCAGUUUGAGGAUAUGUCCUGUCACAUUUUUACCUGCCCUGGCCAUAAGGCAGUUCCUGGACCAGCCAAUGACUAUGAUGGAUCUUUCCAGGCAAUCACCCAUUUUCAUGCUGUGUUAAAGAAGUGGUCUAGACUCCAUUUUGAUGAAAAAUUGAGUCAGUCUCUGACAUACAGAGACCCUGGAUCGGAUUCAGAUUUGAUGUAUGUUUAAUGUAUGAUGUUCUACCUUUUCAAUAAACUUUCAUACCAUUAUUUGUACAA
Molecule: messenger RNA, 887 nt
Organism: Saccostrea echinata
Lineage: Eukaryota; Metazoa; Mollusca; Bivalvia; Ostreida; Ostreidae
Exons: 9
Coding region: 55-837 (260 amino acids)
Source: RefSeq, a predicted model, not a curated record